Molecule: messenger RNA, 2441 nt
Organism: Annulohypoxylon maeteangense
Lineage: Eukaryota; Fungi; Ascomycota; Sordariomycetes; Xylariales; Hypoxylaceae
Product: Oxysterol-binding protein
Exons: 8
Coding region: 283-1860 (525 amino acids)
Cellular component (GO): membrane; intracellular membrane-bounded organelle; cytosol
Molecular function (GO): sterol binding
Source: RefSeq, a predicted model, not a curated record
GGUACAUCAUUAUACUUUUUAUACUUGCACAACCCGGACUUACAUCAAUCAAUGAUAGCAGGAGCGAAGGCGUCAGGCUACAAGCUAUCAGCUACGGGUUGCUUCCAGUUGCGACCCUCUUUGCAUCUCUCUGUCUUUAUCAAUAAAUCUUUAAAUCUUUUUAAAUCUUUGUUUAACAAUAAACAAUCUACGAUUCGGGUAACCUCCCCUUUUUAAAAAAGAGCUUAGGUAUUUAUUAAUUAAAUCUUUGAUCCCACCCGGUCCGAUAGAAGGAGAGAGACGAUGCACGGAGUCAAGAUUACUUCAGGCCUAGGCCGUCGUCGCCGAACAAUGUCGAAUGCUAGCAGUAGAUCGUCCGGAGACGGUGCCGAUGACGAUGAUACCUCCAUAAUGGAGCCCGAACAGGGCAACGUCCUCACACAUAUUAUUUCUCAACUGCGACCCGGCGCCGACCUAAGCCGAGUUGUGCUGCCUACCUUCAUCCUUGAGCCUCGAAGUAUGCUGGAACGGAUCACCAACUUCAUGUGCCAUCCAGAAAUGCUCCUCCCGAUUCCCGAUAUCGACGAUCCGGUCCAACGCUUCGUGUCCGUAGUAAAAUUUUAUCUUAGCGGCUGGCAUAUUAGACCACCGGGUGUCAAGAAACCUCUCAACCCGAUCCUCGGUGAAGUAUUCUCCUGUUAUUGGGACUUACCCGACAACACUCGCGCCUACUACAUCUCCGAACAAACGUCCCACCACCCGCCUAAGUCGAGCUACUUUUAUAUGGCGCCGGAACACCACAUUCGUAUCGAUGGUACCCUGAAACCUAGGAGCAAGUUCUUGGGUAAUUCGGCUGCGAGUUUGAUGGAAGGCAUCGCUGUGCUCACAUUGACAAAUAGGGGGAAGGAUCGUAAACAGGGAGAAAGAUACUGGCUAACACAACCCAAUAUGUACGCGAGAGGGAUCCUGUUCGGAAACAUGAAAUAUGAGUUAGGCGAUCACAGCGUAGUACGAUGUCCCGAGCUUGGCCUCACGGCCGAUGUCGAUUUUAAGACAAAGGGUUGGGUUAGCGGGACAUAUAAUGCUAUUGGAGGCACGAUAAAAGAUGAUCGCACCGGACAGGUACUCUUCGAACUCUCCGGCUUAUGGAGCGAGGAGAUGUUCAUCAAAGAUCUCAGUAAUGGGCACAAAGAUAUGUUUUUCGAUGCCCGGAAAGUAAGGGCUUCGAAACCCCGUGUUCGACCUCUAGAGGAGCAGGGAGAGCGUGAGUCGCAAAGACUAUGGCAAAAGACGGCGCAAGCGGUUAAGGAAAGGAACCACGAAGUGGCAACGGACGAGAAAACGAAAGUCGAAGAUCAGCAGCGAGAUGAAGCAGCGAGUAGAGGCGCGGCAGGUGUUGAUUGGCAACCUCGACUGUUCAGGCGAGUAGACAAAGAUUACGGUGGCACGGGAGAAGAUAUGGAACAUCUAGAGUGGAUUAUCAAUGCGCACAUCGAUGGCACGACACCGGAACAACAGGCCGAACAAAUCAUGGCUAUCUACCCCAUAAUACCAGGCCAAAAACACAGCGAAUGGGACAUCCCCUCCCCGAACUUACACUCUCAUUCGCAUCCAGAUGCAACCAAGGGGGCCUCGCAAAAUGCGACAGCGGACUUGAUCGACUUCGGCCAGAGCGAUGCUCCUGCCCCGGUGGUUAGGAAGGAUAGCAAGGAUAUUUCGACCAUGUUGCAAUCGACCGGCCGCGAACCGGAUGGCCCGUUGAUCGACUUUGCGGGAGAUCUCAAAAAGAACCUCCCGGCCACUCCCAAGACCCCAGGACCAAACAGGGGGAGAGGGGAUACGGUGGAGAGUAACGACGCUUUCUUCGACGCUCACACAUGAAGUGGCUAUAAUGUAAGAAUAGAGCAGGGUAAUUGGUUAACCUGAUGCCCUACUUCAUCUUCUGGUGUUAAAUGGGCAAACAGGCUUCUGAUAACUCGUCCACCCCAGACUUAGUAAUUCUUCAUCAUGGACAAGGGAGGGACCAAUCACAAUACUUGCCCAUGUCCACGAGACCUGAAAUUCUGGCUACUACUUUUUACACCGUAACUUGGGCAUACAACGUUUGAUAGCAUAGGGGCAUCUUGCUUACUCUCAUCUUCCUUUCUAGUCGUGGUAAUAUUCAGGGACGGCAAACCUUGGGGUUAGGGUAAGGAGAACAGAAAGAAAGAGUGUGUGUUUGUACGUGCGUGUUAAACGGGAAUAGAUGUGCAUCGAGGGCCUCCUGGGGCAGUCAGUAACCAGCCGCGUUGUUGCUUGCAUUGGGGUAAAAUAUACUUGUCUUUAUAAUUAUAAUCACCUUCGUAGGAAUGCUGUUAGUGUACUGGGUAUUAGGUAGUAGGUAGUAGACUAUUCAGGUAGGCAUAUUCUCAUGAUUUGGGCUUGUCCUUUACUUGAGCCUGAUCUUGGGAACAAUAUUGAAG